AUGAAUUCUCAAGGUCCGUUUCAAACAGCGGGUAAGGUAGGGAAAAAACGAAAGGCAGCUAGAGAAAAUCGGAUAAAAAAACGGGUACUGGUAAUCGGAUCUAAAUCAACCACUGGGAUUUUUAUACAAAGCGGGCCACAUGAAAUUGGACCUAAAGCGGCUACCGGUAAUCGGAUCAAAAGCGGCUACCGGGAAUCGGACAUAAAGCGGCUACAGUACCGGGAAUCGGAUCAAAAGCGGCCGCCGAGUUUCGGGCAUAAACCGGGCCACAUGGAAUUGGACUAA
This is a messenger RNA of Macrosiphum euphorbiae (potato aphid), 285 nucleotides long. Lineage: Eukaryota; Metazoa; Arthropoda; Insecta; Hemiptera; Aphididae. The record is from the annotation of a GenBank genome assembly.